AUGAGUGCUGAAUCCAAGAUCACGAAAGGCGCCUUAGAAGCCAUCUUCAACGACCCCGACAACGCCAACACGAGAUACCCCGUUCCUGUUCUCCAAUGCCUUCAGAUCAAGCCUUUGGCUGCCCAAGCAGGGGGUGGUGCUGAGAGAUACCGUAUUGUCUUGAGCGAUGUCAACAACUAUGUCCAGUGCAUGCUGGCCACACAAGUGAACCAUGUCGUUCAUGACAACAAGCUGGUCAGAAACUGCAUUGUGCGCAUCACGCAAUACCAGGCGAACUCUGUAAAGGGAAAGAACAUCCUGAUCAUCUUGGGCCUCGAGGUCGUCGACAGCCUCGGCACACCGGACAAGAUUGGCGAGCCCCAGGCCUUCGAGGCCAAGGCACCGCCAGCUGCCAACACUACUAUCGGUGGUCAGAACUUCUACGGCGUCAAGCAGGAAGAGGCCAAGCCCAAGCCUCAACAGUCGAUACCUACACGAUCCGCCGGAGGAGCUUCUGGCUCACACGGAAGCAACAACAUCUACCCCAUCGAGUCUCUCUCGCCUUACGCCCACAAGUGGACCAUCAAGGCCCGCGUUUCCCAGAAGUCUGACAUUCGGACAUGGCAUAAGCCUAGUGGCGAGGGAAAGCUGUUCAGCGUGAACCUCCUCGACGAAAGUGGCGAGAUCAAGGCGACUGGCUUCAACGAGCAGUGCGACCAAUACUACGACCUACUCCAGGAGGGCAGCGUUUACUACAUCUCAAACCCUUGCAAGGUUCAGCUUGCCAAGAAGCAGUUCACCAACUUGCCGAACGAUUACGAGCUCACGUUUGAGCGUGAUACCGUCAUCGAGAAGGCCGAGGACCAGAGCAGCGUGCCCCAGGUGCGCUUCAACUUCUGCAAUAUCCAAGAUCUGCAGGAAGUUGAGAAGGACGCCACCGUCGACGUUAUUGGUAUUCUCAAAGAAGUUGCUGAGGUGUCGCAAAUUGUUUCCAAGUCAACUGGCAAGCCGUACGAGAAGCGAGAGCUCACUCUCGUGGAUGACACCAACUACUCAGUCCGCGUCACUAUCUGGGGCAAGAGUGCUACGAACUUCGAUGCCAAGCCAGAAUCCGUCGUGGCCUUCAAGGGCGUCAAGGUCUCCGACUUCGGUGGCCGCAGCUUGAGCUUGCUGUCUUCCGGCACCAUGUCCAUCGACCCUGAUGUCACAGACGCACACCGCCUGAAGGGCUGGUACGACUCUUCUGGCCGCAACGACGCCUUCAACACCCACAACAACAUGGCCAGCAUGGGCAGCGCCACUGGCCGCAAGGACCAGGACAAGUCUAUCGUGCAGGUGAAGGAGGAGAACCUGGGCAUGGAACAGCAGGACUACUUCAACCUGAAGGCCACCAUUGUCUACAUCAAGCAGGACAACUUCGCCUACCCCGCCUGCUUGUCCGAGGGCUGCAACAAGAAGGUAACUGACAUGGGAGACGGCACAUGGCGCUGCGAGAAGUGCGAUGUCUCACACCCGAAACCCGAGUACCGCUACAUCAUGUCCGUCAAUGUCUGCGACCACACCAACCAACUGUGGCUCAGCUGCUUCGACGAUGUUGGCCGGAUUGUCAUGGGCAUGAGCGCUGAUGACCUGAUGGCUCUGCGUGAAGAGGACGACACAAAACUGGCUCAGGCUUUCGAGGAGGCCAACUGCCGCAAGCUCAACUUCCGUUGCCGUGCGAAAAUGGACACCUUCGGCGAGUCUCAGAGGGUACGCUACCAGGUCAUGAGUGCCUCGCCCAUCGAUUUCAAGGCGGAAGGCGCAAAGCUUGCCGACCUCAUCAAGCAGUUCGGAAUCAGCUCUUGA
Molecule: messenger RNA, 1824 nt
Organism: Colletotrichum karsti
Lineage: Eukaryota; Fungi; Ascomycota; Sordariomycetes; Glomerellales; Glomerellaceae
Product: replication factor-a protein 1
Exons: 4
Coding region: 1-1824 (607 amino acids)
Biological process (GO): DNA repair; DNA recombination; DNA replication
Cellular component (GO): nucleus
Molecular function (GO): DNA binding
Source: RefSeq, a predicted model, not a curated record